CUCUCUUUGUACAAGUCAAAUGGCAUCUUCUUGAGUCACAAAACAUUUUAGUAUUCAAAUAUGACAUGCAAAUUGACAGCUGAUCUUCUUAAAAAAAAUUGGGUAUUGGAGACAAACCUUGGAAUCUCUGGUUUCUUUGAUCAAACCUCCCCUCAAACUCUCCACAAAUUUCCAUUUUCCAUCUUCAUUGUAUUAACACAUUCAGAAAUCUCUCAGUCCUUCACUUUGAAGGCACUGAAACAAUGGAUCCCACCAAGCUUGAAAUGGAAUCAGACUCUCAUUUUGAUUCUGGUUCUGAUACAUCUGAACCCAGCUCUUCUUCUUCUCCUUCUUCCGCGUCUCGUCAGAAUCUGAAUGGGGAAGACAAAGGAGGAACAGAACAGCUGAAGAAGUUGAGAUCAAUGAAGAUGUCUAGAGUGCAAAGCAGAAGGUUCAAAAAUCAAGGCGGUUAUGGACGAAGAAUCAUAUCUGGUUAUGCAGCAAGUUCAGAACAAUCUACUCCUAUAGAGAUGUCUGAUGCAUCACCAAAGUAUAUGAAGGCCACAAGCUUUUCUGAUGAAAAGGAAAAUGUCCAGAAAUCAGCAGGAAAAUUUUCAAGAAGAACAAGUUCCAGACCUGUCAAGAGCAUGACAAGAUUGCCAAGCAUGAGAUUCAGGAGGCCAUUGACAAGAACUUCAGGAGGAACUGACCAGAAGUACCUCAAGAAAUCAAGAUCAAUAAAGCUUGCAAACUCUGUCACUUUAUCCAGAGAUAUUUACAGUGUAGAAUCCAAGAGAGCUUCAAUGAAGAAACACUUGGAAAUGCCUCAAACUCUGGACUCAACCAUUCAAAGAGCCACCUGUUCCUCGGCUCUCAAGGGCUCCAAGGUUCCUGAAGAUAUUGAGUCUAAAGCAGGAGGAAGUGAAUCUGAAAAAAUUACUACCAUGAAGAAGGUUUGUCCUUACAGUUAUUGCUCUCUUCAUGGCCACCGACACGAGAAUUUACCUCCAUUAAAGCGCUAUGUUUCAAUGAGGAGACGUUUGAUAAAAUCCCAGAAGAAUGUCUCAGAAAGUCGGUCCACUUCUAAGGCAAAAGGCUCCGGUAAUAGGAAGAAAGGAAUUCAGAAAAGCCAGAAGGACAGCAGUUUCGAUUCUGCAUCUCGAGAUAUAGCUCAUGAAAGCACAGCAGGACCUUCUUCCAUCACGGACGAGGAUGGUCCAGAGUUCAGUUUAUCUUGUGAUUCUUCCUCAGAAAAAAGGAGCAUCACAUUUUCAGUGGAUGAAGCAAGUGUUGAUAGCUGUUCUAUUACAAGCGUGCAGGAUAAAUCAACUUCUGAAGCCACCGGUUCAGAGAGGAAGGAAAAUUUAUUGGCUAGUCGAGAAAAGCAGAAGAACAUGGGAUUGUGGCGCCUAAUAUAUCAGCAUAUGGCAUCUGGUAUCGAUGCAGAAGUUGACAGACAGAAAGCCAUGGAUGGAGAGGGCGAGGAAAAACAAGUGGAAAAGACUAACAAAGUUGUUGGAACAAAUGAGUCUAGUUCUAUUCAAGAUACUUCACCAACAGAUCAGAGUUUGUACAUUGCAGAUCAUGACAAAGACAACCAGAAGACUGACAUCUCGCAGAGUGAUGCCAUUAAGCUUGUACAGGAAGCAUUUGACAGAAUUCUGUCUGAAAUUCCAGACCAGUCAUCUGAUACUCAAUCGGUUGCUAGUGAUAUGACUUCAGACAAUGAUCUGAGCAUACCAACUUCCUUUGAUUCAGCUAAAGAUAGCACAGAAAAAGAUACGGAAGAAACACAGCUUAAGGAUGCAAAAGUAAAUGUUUGCGGAGAAGAGAAGGUGGCGUCGAAUGUUGGAAAGAAAUCUGACCAGCAAAUGCCCAAGAGCUGGAACAAUCUGAAGAAGAUAAUUCUAUUCAAGAGAUUUGUUAAGGCAUUGGAAAAGGUGAAGCAUUUCAAUCCGCGGAAGCCACGGUUUUUAUCAGUGGAGCCUGAUCCUGAAGCAGAAAGAGUUCAUCUUAGACAUCUAACGGUUGAAGGGAGGAAGAACACUGAUGAAUGGAUGCUCGAUCAUGCGCUUCGCCAGGUUAUUUCUACACUUGCCCCAGCUCAAAAGAGAAAAGUAGCCCUGCUGGUUCAAGCUUUUGAGACCAUUGUCCCGGUCCCAGAAGUUGAAACUCAUCUGAGAUCGAACUCUGCAGCUUCCAGUCACACAACUCCCAUUCAAUCGCGUACUGGUUCCUCAGCUCAAAGUGACGAUGAUACUGGAAAAGAAAAUAAACAUCCUGACAGUGAAAAUCAAGAGCAAGUCACUGAUAUCCUCCCAACAAAAUGGAGUGUUCCAAUGACAGCAGUAGGCUUAUCAUUCUCAAUGCCUAAUGUCAUAGACUUGAAGGAAGAGGGAAUUUCUGCUUCCCGUUAUGACAGUAAGACAAAUGAAUCAACACUCAUGCAUGAUCAGCAUGAUUCAAUGGACUCUCGCUUGCCGGAGGUUGAAGAAACCAAGUUAAAAGAUGAGUCAUCCAGAGAGGGCAUUGUAAAUAAUUCUCAAGAACAAUCUCCAGAGAAAGAAAAAACCUCCCGUGAGGUCCUUGGACAGGUGGUUUUUCGUAUUGACUCAGAAGCCCGUGGCAGAAGCUCAGAAUUGGAGCCUGAAAAUGAUAAGGUACCGGCAUCAGAUAUCAGAGUAGUCCUCACGGAUUCUUUUACUAAAUUAAUGGAGAAAACAUCAGCAAUAGGUGAUGAAGAAGGUAAGACUGCACAUGAAUCAAUCCAAGGAAUUAUGCAGCGGCCAAAUGGCGUUUCAGAUGCAGCAAGUGAAACCAAGUUGGAAAAACAGAAUUACACAGGGCUCUGGUACUUAAUAUACAAGCACAUGGCAUCAGGCAAUGCUGCAGACAAGGAAGAACAAAGUAACAAUGGUGACACACUCCUCGGAAGGAAGAACUCUAUUUCUCAGACAAGUUCACCAGACACAAACCAGGAUAUGAAAAUGGAGAAUCAUUAUGACGAACUCCAUAGGAAUGAUGUCAUAAAGUUGGUAGAAGAAGCAAUAGAUGAAAUCCCUCUUCCAGAUUCUCAAGAUGAUUCGCCUGAUGAUCAAUCAGUCACAAGUGAAACGACAACGGAAGAGGAGUCUCUGCGAUUGGAACAUGGUGAAGGACAGAAACUUCAUAUCUCAACUACCAUUGAUAACUCAAAGGAAGAGCCGAAGAUAAAGACAGUGGAGAACAAAUCUAAGCCACAAUUGCAUAAAAACUGGAGCAAUCUGAAGAAAAUAAUUCUCCUUAAAAGAUUUGUGAAGGCACUCGAGAAAGUGAAGAAGUUCAAUCCACGAGAGCCACAAUAUCUUCCCUUGCAAUCUGUUCCAGAAGCAGAAAAGGUUAAUCUAAGGCAUCAAAACACAGAUGACAGAAAGAAUUCGGAGGAAUGGAUGUUAGAUCAUGCACUUCAACAUGUUGUUGCUCAACUGACUCCUGCUCGGAAAAGAAAAGUGCAGCUGCUCGUAGAAGCUUUCGAAACAGUGACUCCUACUAUUGGAAACUGAAAUUUUCCAAAAGAACAACAUCAAGUAUGCAGCAGAUAGAUGAGUGUCACAUAUACAAAGUAAAAUGAUUUUUUUGUAAUUUAGAGUUCAGCAUAUUUUAGCAGAAUGCAUAGGAAUGCUAUUGUUAUUUUUUUGGUCAGGAAUGUACUGUAUUAAAAUUAUACUUUUCAGAAUGGCUUUGAAUAGAAUUAUUGUAAGUGUUCAGUUCAUGCAAGUAGAGCUUUUUUUCCCCCAUAAA
Tripterygium wilfordii is the source of this 3759-nucleotide messenger RNA. RefSeq names its product calmodulin binding protein PICBP-like. The transcript has 2 exons. The coding region runs from base 243 to 3521 and encodes 1092 amino acids. The record is from RefSeq and is a predicted model, not a curated record. Lineage: Eukaryota; Viridiplantae; Streptophyta; Magnoliopsida; Celastrales; Celastraceae. Gene Ontology annotation, molecular function: calmodulin binding.